Messenger RNA from Syzygium oleosum, 2009 nucleotides. RefSeq names its product ethylene-responsive transcription factor RAP2-7-like. The transcript has 9 exons. The record is from RefSeq and is a predicted model, not a curated record. Lineage: Eukaryota; Viridiplantae; Streptophyta; Magnoliopsida; Myrtales; Myrtaceae. Gene Ontology annotation, molecular function: DNA binding; DNA-binding transcription factor activity. Gene Ontology annotation, biological process: regulation of DNA-templated transcription. The coding region runs from base 184 to 1665 and encodes 493 amino acids.
CUCUAUCUCUCUAACUUUAUUUGUUUCUCCAUAUUGCACUCAUCUUCUUGGUUCAGCUUCUUUUGAAGAUUGUCCUUCCCUCGACAAGGCUUUACUAGCUUCAUAAGGUUUCCAGAUUUUCGCAGAGACCCACUUCGGUUUUAAAGAUUCACCGACGAGAAAGGCCCCGUCAGAAAGGAUACCAUGUUGGAUCUCAAUCUCGAGAUGAUCUCCAGCGACUCGUCCUGCGACGACGACAAGAGCAAGAUUGCUGUGGGAGAGCGAGAGGAGGAAGAAGCAACCAAGGUUCACGAGGCCUCCGGCAAGUACGAUAUGGAGGAAGAUUCCGGGACCUCCAACUCCACCAUUGUCGCCAGUGCCGAGGAAGCUUCCGGCACCGCCGGCGACGAGAGCUCCUCCAACACCACCUCCUCCUCCUCCUCCAUAUUCGAUAUUAUGAAGCAGAAGGAGAAGGAGAGCAAAGACGGCUUCAAGGCCGGAGACCCGCCGCCCUCGCCACCGGGGCUCAUCACACGGCAGUUUUUUCCCGUCGCCGGAGCCGGAGAGCACGGCCACGAGGUAGCGGAGUUAGGGUUGGGGUUGCCUGCAAGGCCGCCAUGGCUGAACUUGUCCUUUGCCGAACCCGCCGGAGGUCAGGCGGAGUUCAGGAUUCUGCAGCAGAAGCAGCAACGGAAGAGCCGCCGUGGGCCCCGGUCCCGGAGCUCGCAGUACCGCGGCGUCACGUUUUACCGGCGAACCGGAAGAUGGGAAUCGCAUAUAUGGGACUGUGGGAAGCAAGUGUAUCUAGGUGGAUUUGACACUGCAUAUGCUGCUGCUAGAGCUUAUGAUCGGGCGGCGAUCAAGUUUAGGGGGGUUGAUGCAGACAUCAAUUUCAAUAUCAGCGAUUAUGAGGAAGACACAAAACAGUUACAGAUGGCGAAUUUAACAAAAGAGGAAUUCGUGCAAAUACUUCGCCGCCAGAGCACUGGAUUCUCGAGAGGAAGCUCGAAACAUAGGGGCAUGACCUUGCCGAAAUGCGGCCGAUGGGAAGCCAGAGUGGGUCAGCUUCUUGGGAAGAAGGCUUAUGACAAGGUGGCGAUCAAAUGUGAUGGAAGGGAAGCAGCUACCAAAUUCGAGCCGAGCAUUUACGAAGGAGAGACUAUGCUAGAUCCCAGAGCUGGAGGCGGCAGCCACAAUCUUGAUCUGAGCCUCGGAAUGUCUCUGCCAUCAAGUAGUUCAAUGGGAGCUGGAACUCGAGGGGAUAUGCUCUUUCGUUGUGUCGACCGUGAGAUACCAAAUAUCUUGAUGGUCGGUUGCUCUUCUUCUGCUCAUAAGGGUGGAGAACUUGCUAAUAUCGGAAUGGCAUCGAAGAGUCCUCCCAUUUGGUCAGCCAUGUAUCCUGCACUCGCACCAAACUAUGAGGGAAAGGCGAUGGAGAAGAGGGUUGAAGCGAUUCCGGCGUUGAGGUUCUCAAGCUACGGGUUGCCAGUGCAUGGCAAUGUCAACCAUGCCAUUAAUGGGUCUCAACAAGCCCCAUUGUUCAGCAAUGCAGCAUCAUCAGGAUUCUCUUCAUCCACAGCCACUCCUCACCCUCCUCCACAGCUCCCACAGCUCCCACUAAAUCUCCAGAAAAAUGGAGUCCACAAUAAUGCAACUAGUCGUGCCUACUUCAGUUACAGAAGCUAGGCGAGGCAUUGUACUCAUCUUCCUGAGGGCCACAUGACCAAUUUGUCGCUAUACUCUCUUGUGAAGGUUAGAUAAGAGAGAGCAAGAGAGGACAUACCAACCAACCCCAUUUUUAGAGUGCAUUCUUAAUUUAUAUAGGAUUCGGCUUGUUUAAUAUCUAUAAACCGAGUGCACAAAAAAAUCUAUGACCCAUCAUGUAGUAUAAUAUGAUAUACGAUCUACAUAUAUAUAUCUGCAUGCUCUUGAGAACUCACUGGGUGCUUUGUAUAUCCUCCAUCUCAGAAAGACUGAUUUUUAUCUCUUGGUUCUCAAUAAGAGGUGGUGUUCUUUGUUUUGAGAGCAAA